CCACAAACAAACAACAUUUUACUAUAAAAAAGCCAUAGCCAUGGAGAUCGAGCAGGAGAUCGGAGAGGAGAGAGAGAGAGAGAUGGAAAAGAGUAAAGUACUGAUUGUAGGGGGAACUGGGUAUCUUGGAAAGAGGUUGGUGAAGGCAAGUUUAGGUCAAGGGCACGAGACAUACGUGCUUCAUAGACCCGAGAUUGGUGUGGACAUUGACAAAGUUCAAAUGCUUUUGUCGUUCAAGGAGCAAGGAGCUCAUCUUGUGUCCGGUUCCUUUGCCGACUACCAGAGCCUAGUCAAUGCCGUCAAAUUAGUGGAUGUUGUUAUCAGUGCAAUCUCCGGCGUCCACAUCCGGAGCCACCAAAUUCUCCUUCAACUUAAGCUUGUUGAUGCAAUCAAAGAGGCUGGUAAUGUUAAGAGAUUUUUGCCGUCGGAGUUCGGCACCGAUCCGGCGAGAAUGGCGGAUGCAUUAGAACCAGGAAGAGUGACAUUUGAUGACAAAAUGGUGGUAAGGAAAGCCAUCCAAGACGCAAAGAUACCUUUUACGUUUAUUUCCGCAAACUGUUUUGCUGGUUACUUUCUUGGCGGUCUGUGCCAACCCGGUAAGAUCCUUCCUUCAAGGGAUUCUGUGCUUUUGUUGGGAGACGGCAACGCCAAAGCAAUUUAUGUUGAUGAAGAUGACAUAGCCAUGUACACUAUCAAAACCAUAGAUGAUCCUCGAACUCUUAACAAGACAGUAUAUAUUAGGCCCCCAAAAAACAUUUUAUCUCAAAGAGAAGUUGUUGAGAUUUGGGAGAAACUUAUUGGCCACGACUUGCACAAGUCUUCGAUAUCCAAGGAAGACUUCCUAGCUUCCAUAGAAGGACAAGAGUAUGCGGAGCAAGUUGGAUUAAUACAUUACUAUCAUGUUUGUUAUGAGGGAUGUCUUGCAAAUUUCGAGAUUGGAAAGGAUGCAGGAGAAGCUUCUAAGCUUUAUCCAGAGAUUCACUACACUUCUGUCGAGGAAUACAUGAAACGUUAUUUAUAAUUAACUAUAUAUAUAUAUAUAUAUAUAUAUAUAUAUAUAUAUACCUUGGACACGACCAUUAUGUAUGUAUUAAUGCUUCUGUUGAUUUACUACAUGUAAA
Messenger RNA from Corylus avellana, 1121 nucleotides. RefSeq names its product bifunctional pinoresinol-lariciresinol reductase. The record is from RefSeq and is a predicted model, not a curated record. NCBI's taxonomy places the organism in Eukaryota, Viridiplantae, Streptophyta, Magnoliopsida, Fagales, Betulaceae. Gene Ontology annotation, molecular function: oxidoreductase activity.